AUGUUUGAGGAAGAUGAUCUCUCAAACGUCUUCGCGGUUCCAGACUUCCGGGAGCCGUCCAAAUGGCUACAAGACCGACUGCCUCGGGCCGACACUGGCUUCUUUGCUCUCGACCUAAUAGACACAGAGUUGGCUUCUUUAUGCAACCCUCCCGAUCCUCAACCCAGCGAACUCUUUACGCUCCCUGCCAUAGACCCUGCUCCGCAACAGGAGGAGUCGAACUCGACCGAGAUCCCCGAUUUUACGUUCGAAGAACCCUCAAUAGAGGAAGAGGCUGAAGUGACCGAUUUCUGGUUGGGGUUUGACAAGCCCGCCGCGAAGCUACCGGAGUACAAGACUUGGGAAGGCUUCCAGUCUCCCGACAUUCCUUCGAAAAAGCCAUUGUUCAUAACGGAGGCUGGGCCUGGGGCAUUUGAUGCCUUGAUUGGGCUUAAGGAGGAUCCUCUACAAAUUGGAAGUGCUGUGUUCACCGUGGUGGAAGCUGAGACAUAUUGCAAUGCGGUUCUAGCUUUGGCUCUUGGAAGAGACUCGGUGUUCUUUUCCUGGCAAGACGAGCAUGAAGCCUUCAAGCCAGCCUUACCCCAGGUCAGGAUACCGGCAUAUUCAGGCAAGGCUAUCCAGGAAGUCCAGCGUUCAUGUCUCAAGUGUGGCAAUACAUAUCGUCAACUUCGCAAGUUUGUCGACAGUACAUAUUUGAAGAACCCGACUCCAUGCCGUGUUGCUCUAGCGAGCGCUGUGGACAAGGCCCUCUUGGUUAUCCAGAGCAGUGUCGCCUUGCAUCACCAACAUCCGCGGUCGAUUCUCCAAGUUGAAUCGCUCGUCGCGCACAUAUACACUACCUUGCGCCAAUUUGAGUCGUUGGUGUCAAAGAUUCGACGAGAUUAUCUGGAUGAGGAUGUUUUCGUCAUCGUAUUCCAGCAGGCUCAGUCUGCUGAGUACGCCGAGACUCAUCUCAGAGAUAUGAUGCGAGAAGUCCUCCGGCGAGUUUCAAAACCCUGGAUUGAGCUUGUUGAAGAGUGGAUCGGCACACGGCGUGAACUUGGCGUGCCUCUAAGCAAACACGAAGUCGGAAGGCAAAAGGGCUUCAUCAAGGUGGAAUCCGAAACCUAUAUGGACGACUUCGGUGACGAGGUCGACGAGGUCGAUUUCCGCCUUGAUACUAAGCGAAUCCCUAGCUUUAUGCCGGAAGAUGUUGUUAAAUCUCUAUUUGAGGUGGGACGAAAUCUUCGUUUCAUAAGGUCAAAUCAUCCCGGACACCCUUUGUCACAAGAGAGCACUAUCUCUUCCAGUCGGCCCCCGACAGUUGAGUGGCUUUUUGACUGGAACUCGGUCGUGCAGUUAGAGCAUAGGAUCCGAUCAUACGAAAGUGCGGUUGUUGAAGCCAUCAAGAACUUUUCUCUACAGGGAUCAGCCAAAACAGCGACACCAACUUGGCCGAUUGGAAACUCAGCGACCUAUCAAUUGCAACUGUUUGGCCUGGACGAGAAUCAGCUACAAAACAAAUUGGUCUUAUCUAUCCAGGACUUCGCCAAACCGAUUGCUGACUCGACGUCAGAAGACCUGCUAGGCAUUAUCAUUAGGGAGCGCUUAUCUGAUGUUACGACCGAGAUCGCCAGUGCCGGCACUGAUUUUACACCGCAUUGGUCACUGCUUCCAAUUCUCUCAUUCGGGUCCAUCAUAUCUGCGCAAUCUAGAAUCGUGGGCAGGGAAACUCUGAAACUGCUCUUCACAUCCCACAACUUGCGUGAGCAUCUGAAGCUUCAGAAAGAGUUCCAAUUGUUAGGCAACGGAUUCUUCUGUAGCCGCCUCUCUCAUGCCCUAUUUGACCCAGAUCUCGAGACGGCAGAGAGACAGUCUGGUGUUGCUCAUCAAGGCGGAGUCAUGGGAUUACGAUUAAGUGGUAGGGACACUUGGCCACCCGCCAGUUCUGAACUACGCUUAGCCCUUAUGGGAGUAUUAACGGAAAGUUACGAGGGGCCGCUGCACGAAGACUCAAGACCUCGAGAUGGCGAAAAGAAUGAACUCCCCGGGGAUCUUAGUUUCGGAGUCCGGAGUCUCUCGAAUGAGGAAAUCGACAAAUGCAUGGAUCCCACGGGACUAGAGGCCUUGGACUUUCUCCGGCUAUCCUAUAAGCCACCUGCAGCUCUAGGGGCCAUUAUCACCCCCGUCAUUUUGGUGCAGUAUGACCGAGUUUUCAAACUGCUGCUUCGAGUGCUACGGAUGCAAUAUACUGUCAACCGUAUCUUCCGUGAUGUCACGGCUAGGGAGUCGGGCUGGCAGGAUGUCGAUGACAUAUCUAUUCGCUUCUGCUUCGAAGCUCGUCAUUUUAUAUCCAGCCUCAGUUCCUACAUCUUCGAUAUCGGCAUCGAAAUACCGUGGCAGGCAUUUGAGAAACUACUGAGCCAAAUCGAGAUCGACCUCGGAGCCGAAGACCAGAGCACAUUCUCUACCGCAGUCCUCAGCCCUGACCGUCUGAGGGAACACCAUUCUCAAGUACUUGAUCGAAUCAUGCUAGCACUACUUUUGCGCAAGCGGCAACAGCCUGUGCUCAAGCUUCUCGACGACAUUUUCCGGGUCGUGUUGAAGUUUGCUCAAUACUCGAGACUUCAGAAUGCUGGGCGGAAAGCUCAUGGCCAAGGUGGCACUACUGCGAAGGGCUUAUACAAGAUGUUUAAGCGGAAUGUAGAGACGGCGAACCUGCAGUUCUGGAAACAAUUCUUCGAGGCCUCGGCCAAUGUUUCCCUCUCCGGCUACGAGGAGAACGCCAACAAUGGAGACGAUGAAACCGGCGCAACCGAAGAGGAGUCUACAGUUCAAGAAGACACAUCCGUCGACUAUACCCGCACACCCCAACAGCAACGCACCGAAGGCGAAGACAUGACCAUAGUUUCCACCGCCGACUCUACAUUCCGCGCAGACGAUUCCGUACUCGACGACAAUGACCUUACUGGCAGCACACCUCGGCCACCUAAAACGAAGAUGAUGAAACCGCAGUUCUCAAACCUUGAAUCCCCUUACGAGGCACUCAAGCGCGAGCUGAAAGGCGAGCCACCUGCGCCGCAUGAAGAGGACGACGAGAACGAGGAUAUUGGGCUCGAGGAGGACUCAACCGUCCUCUUCGCGCAGCACACGGCCCGUCUUCCAGACAUGUCCAUGACGCCGCGCUCCUCGUUCGCGCCGCCGCAACAGCAGCAGAGUCACAAGGACCCGCUUAUGCAUCGCAUGCUUGACAAGACGUUCCGCAUCCAGGCUACGCCGCACAAGGGUCCCACUUACCGCGUCUCGCCGCUUAAGCGUGAUGACAAGAACAAGGAGAAGGAAAGCGUACCUGCAUGGCAGCAGGACUCGCCCAUGUCCUCGCCUGUCAUGGCGGUUCCCAAGCUACGUAGUGAGGCCUUCAUGUCUCCUAUCAAGAGCAAUGCCCGACAGCGUCUUGCUGCCGCGACUGCAUCUGCGGGACCAAGGACCCCGGGCGUGAGCGUGCAAACACCGGGUGGCGCGAGGAAAACCAAGGAUGUGUUUGCUACCAAAGGCAACUACGAUGACGAUACAACUACGGAUCUCGGUGCCAAGUUCGAUAAGCAAAAGUAUGAGAUUGAUUGGGAAAGCGAUAGUGACGAGGACCAUGGGCUGUAUGGCGGUAUGAGUCCGCCCAAGACCAUCCAGUUUGCGCUUCCCCCGUCGAAACUGCUUCAGACUCCUGCUCGCGAGGCAAGCAAGCGCAUUGUGGACGAUAUUCUACUUACAGCGGGUGCCGAGCCGCAGAGUUCAGAGUAUAGUCCUACGAUGGUCAAGAUGAACGAGGACAUUCUCAAUGAAAGCUUUUGA
Molecule: messenger RNA, 3828 nt
Organism: Colletotrichum fioriniae
Lineage: Eukaryota; Fungi; Ascomycota; Sordariomycetes; Glomerellales; Glomerellaceae
Biological process (GO): spindle assembly; microtubule nucleation; meiotic cell cycle
Cellular component (GO): equatorial microtubule organizing center; spindle pole; centrosome
Molecular function (GO): microtubule minus-end binding; gamma-tubulin binding
Source: RefSeq, a predicted model, not a curated record